UCGGUAGGUUGGGUAGGCAUGUAAGGUUGUGGGAACCACCGAAAGGGUUGUUUUGUGCCUUCCUGCAGUCAAGGUUAUUGGAGCGCCGCAUGGGAGGAAAGAGGCAUCUUUUGUCAGAGGAUGUUCUCAAACUACAAGACUUUCAACAACGGAAACUUGCUGUGGCUCAUCUUGUCACUGGAUCCAAAGGAAAUUAUUUUGAAUUAUUCAAUGAGAAACUAAAGAAGAAUGAGCUGAUACUGAAAGAUGAGCUGAAGCUUCUCUUUCACCUGUGCCAGUCUGCAGAUGACAUGGGGACAGUCAGAGAUGCCAUAUAUAGGUACCACGAGGAGAACCGUAACCUAGUGUUUGGAGAAUACAGGUUUGGUCCUAUCUUUAUGAGACUCUGUUAUGAGCUGGGUCUGGAGGAAUUAGCCGCUGCCACAAUCACUGACAAGACUAUUAGAGGAUUCUUCAAUGAUUCAACUUCCUUUAACAUUGCCAUUGACAUGUUAUUCACAAAAGGGUAUUAUGAGGAGGCCCUUGGAGUGGCCAAAGAAAUGAAGACUCAAGGUGUGUCAUUCAACAAGGACACAUUCACACUGGCAUCGGGAGCAUGCUAUAAACUGAAUACUCCAGAAUCAUUAAGGAUCUGUGAAACUCUCAUAGAGGAAGGAGAGACCAAAGGGUACGCAAUCCCCAGACAUGCCUACUGUUUUGCUGUCACAUUAGCACUGAGACAGAAUAAUAUUGAAAAAGCACAGUCAUUUUAUUCGCAUAUUGUAAUCCCGGACAGCAGAGUAUGCCAAAAUUUGAAAAUUUCAGUUCUGGCAAUGUCGGGAGAUAUUUUUGAUGCCAUUUCCAUCCUGUAUGCGGCCAUAUUGCCUAAAAGUCCCGUUUUUGUGAAGAAACUUGAGUUUUCACAGGAGGUGGUGGAUCUGCUGCUGUUGCGGAGUCUGGAUGGGCCGCAUAAGGCAAGGAUUGAGCAGGUUGUAUCUGAACUCGAGCAAGCUGGUCAGGUGACCAAGCGGACUCUGGAUGAAAUGCUGUGCCGGACACCUACAGGGAAGAGGAAACCAAUAAUAAUGGAGCAGAGGAAGACCAGUAGAAGGACCCUGAGGCCCUUACAGUCAACGCUAGUCUCCGAGUGAGGGAUUUGCCCAUAAUCAAAUGUAAUCUUACCAUGUUAAACCAUGGUCUCGUAAUGGACUAAAAAGCCCAGAAAGAGUAGAUUCUGAGCUCUGUUAACUGUGGCAUCCUCAUCUACCUCUCCUUUCAGAUGAGUAAAAUAAUUCCUUUGCAUACUGGUUUCCUGUUCCCAUAUUUAAAUUUUCCUCACCCCGGUUACAUGAGGAAAAAUACCUUCACAGAGACCCUAGGCUCAUUGUGGAGAAAACGCCAUCUCUAUAGAGGGGGUAAAUCCUUGUGUGAAAUGUAAAACGAUUAUAAAUUGACACCAGCGGAGGAUAUUGCAAGAAUAUGUAGUAUAUUAAAUUGUAAAUGAACGGUUAAACGUGUUUGUAUUUAAAAGUGAAAAAUAAACGUGAAUUCCUGAUUUUGCCUUAGUCAACAGGGAUUUUGAUGA
This is a messenger RNA of Lampris incognitus (smalleye Pacific opah), 1564 nucleotides long. It is a transcript of the gene ptcd2, whose product is annotated as pentatricopeptide repeat domain 2. The transcript is spliced from 10 exons. Gene Ontology annotation, molecular function: RNA binding; protein binding. Gene Ontology annotation, cellular component: mitochondrion. Lineage: Eukaryota; Metazoa; Chordata; Actinopteri; Lampriformes; Lampridae. The coding region runs from base 90 to 1130 and encodes 346 amino acids. The record is from RefSeq and is a predicted model, not a curated record. Gene Ontology annotation, biological process: multicellular organism development; mitochondrion organization; regulation of mRNA processing.